This is a messenger RNA of Procambarus clarkii (red swamp crayfish), 2153 nucleotides long. RefSeq names its product biotin-dependent 3-methylcrotonyl-coenzyme A carboxylase beta1 subunit. The record is from RefSeq and is a predicted model, not a curated record. Gene Ontology annotation, molecular function: methylcrotonoyl-CoA carboxylase activity. NCBI's taxonomy places the organism in Eukaryota, Metazoa, Arthropoda, Malacostraca, Decapoda, Cambaridae. Gene Ontology annotation, biological process: L-leucine catabolic process. Gene Ontology annotation, cellular component: methylcrotonoyl-CoA carboxylase complex; mitochondrion.
AUAGUACAGAAUAUAAACAGUAAAUGAACAAAUAAUGAACAGUAAAUGGUAUGGUGAUGGGCUGUGGUAUGUUGGUAAGAGUGGAGGGGUGGGCAGGCCCCUGGCACCUCCCCCCCCUACCCGUCAUCACAACAACAACAAGGAUCAGCUGGCAGAUGUUCUUAAGAGUAAUAAUGUUCAAGCAAUUUCUAAAUCGAUCUCGACCCAUGGUGUUCAGGGGGUUGUCAACACAGGUGAAACCCUUUCCUGUGUUGAAGGAUACAAUAGAUACCACAUGUCCGCAACUGGCUGCAAGCAAAAAAAAGGCAGAAGAGCAAUUAUUUCAGCUUCAGAAGCUCAGUAACAUCUGUCUUGCAGGAGGUGGAGAAAGGGGCAUAGCCUUACAUGUCAACAAAAAUGGAAAGCUGUUAGUGCGAGAUAAAUUAAAGCUACUUCUUGAUGAGGAUUCUGACUACCUAGAGCUUUCACUGCUUGCUGGUCUUAAUAUGGAGUAUGGAGAUAUUCCUGCAGCAGGCAGUGUUAAUGGCAUUGGGAAGAUCCAAGGUAGAUACUGUGUAAUAAUUUGUAAUGAUGGAACUGUUACCAGUGGGACCUUCUAUCCUAUUACUGUUACAAAAAAUCUUCGGUCACAAACGAUUGGUGUGAUGAAUCGUCUUCCUUCUUUAUAUAUUGUAGAUUCUGCAGGUGGAUUUUUGCCUUUACAAUCUGACUUUUUUGCUGAUAAAAAUCAUGGUGGACGUGGUUUCCGUAACUCAGCUGUUAUGUCUGCAGCAGGGAUACCACAGAUGGCAGUGGUUUGUGGUUCCUGUACAGCAGGGGGGGCGUAUCAACCAUCUAUGUGUGAAGAUGCCGCAAUUGUAACCCGUAUUGGCACCAUCUUUCUGGGUGGGCCACCUCUGGUGAAAGCAGCCACCGGUGAGGACAUAUCUGCAGAAGACCUAGGUGGUGCUACUUUACACUGCAGUGUCAGUGGUGUUACUGAUUACUUUGCGGAAACAGAAGAAGAAGGUCUUGAAAUUGUACGUGACAUUGUUGCCACCCUUAAUGUUGACCCUCUCUCCCCUGCAUCAUUGGAUUCUGAAGAACCACUGUUGAACCCUGAUUUACUGAAUGCUUUGAGUGGUAUAGAUUCUAUUGACCGAAGAAAAUUGUAUGCAGUUAUUGGCAGAAUUGUGGAUGGUGGAAGAUUUCGUGAAUUUAAGCAGAAAUAUGGAAAGAAUCUUGCAACAGGAUAUGGUUUCAUUGAAGGGAGAUGUGUAGGAGUUAUAGGUAAUGCUGGACCUCUCACUUACCAGGAUGGUUUCAAAGGCUCACAUUUCAUACAGAUUUGUCAGCAACGGCAAUUACCACUAAUAUUCUUGCAGAAUUCUGGAAUCUUGGAAGAACAUGAAAUAUUCACAAGAGGUUUAUGUAUUGAUGACCUGCAUCAAGCCAUGAAGGGUAGAGCAGCCAUGAUGGCUGCUGUGUCAUGUGUGUCUGUGCCAAAAAUUACGAUCAACAUUGGCAGUUGCCAUGGAGAUGAUAACUAUACGAUGUGUGGACCAUCAUUUUCCCCAAACUUCAUUUUCUCAUGGCCAGGAGCAUGUGUAACCCACACUCUUAAUCCUCUAGCUGCAUCACUCCAGUCCCAGGAGAAGACGCCUACUGCACAAGGAAACACGAAGGUAAAUAAGCAACAUAAACCUCGGUCAGCAUUCAACUUCCCUGUAAACAGCUCCUGGUACCUGGCUUCACGAGGCCUCAUUGAUGGCAUUAUCAUUCCUUCAGACACCAGGAAGAUAAUUGCCCAGUGUUUGCGAAUUUGCAACCAGCAGAAAAGCAUGACCAAUAGCCCUAAGGACUUCCCAGUAUUCAGACUCUAAUCUAAAUGUACAAUAAUAUGAAAACUAUUAUUUUGAUAGAACUAUAAUUAUAAACUUUUAUAUUUUGCCCGAAACGCUAUGCGUACUAGUGGCUUUAGGUAUUGUAUGUACUAACUCUAUCAAUAAAUCAAUCAGAAUGUUUGUAACUCUGCAUCUCUGUAUGUACUUUUCCUAAAUAAAAUAUUAUUAUUAUUAUUUUGCUCAACAAGUACCUCAUGAAAUAUAAUUUACAAAUAUUUAAUUUCAACCAUAAUAUAAAUACCAUUUCCUGAAAUAAAAAGGUAUUUCCUG